ACAGCAUAUUAUUACGUUCGCGUUUAUAUUGAAGUUUAAGUGUGUUACAAAGUAGUGUCAAAUUAUUCAAAUCACACGCGAGUGAAACGCGAGUGUCGUCAGAAUUGUGCGUGAUUUCCUAAGAGAUCGUUCUUGGCCGAAGAUGACAUUGGAAGAGAGUGCCUCGACACCCGAGGUAUGCAGCGAGGCUUAUUACGGGAAGCAUAUCGGCAAGCUGUCGGAACUUCAUCACGGUGUCAGCGGUGAAGUUUACGCGGUGGACGGGCGAACACUGUUCAUCAAGGACUUCACGUACGAUGGCGAGGCGCCAACCGCCUAUUUCUACGUGGGCACGUCGAAGAGCCCGAACGGUAAUGGAAUCAGGCUACGGGACGAGCGUGGAUCAACGGAGACGUUGAGACGAUACCGUAGGAAGGACAUCACGCUCACGUUGCCGGACGGCAAGACCCUGAACAACGUGAAAUGGUUGUCGGUCUGGUGCUACGAAUUCGCCGUGAACUUCGGUGACGUCAGAAUACCGCGAGGAUUCGACUAUCCGAAACCGCAGAAACUCGCGGCUCUGAGCGGUAUACACGGGGUCAGUUCCGAGCCGAUCGUGGUCGUCGACGCUCAGACCCUCUUGAUACCCGGCUUCAGUUACGACGGCGAAGCGCCGGACGCGAAAUUCUGGGUGGGCGUCGGACCGUCGCCGUCGCCGCAAGGAAUCCGCGUGCCGGACGAGAACGGGAAGAUCGUGCCAUUACGACGUUACGAUCGUAAAGCAAUCGUGCUCACGUUGCCGGGGGAUCUGACCGUUCAUCAGAUCGGUCACUUCGGUGUCUGGUGCGAGGCGUUCGCUGUCGACUUCGGCCAUGUACAAAUCCCACAGAACCUUAACGUGCCUCCGUCCCUGAAGAUGCUCGGAGUUUCGCCGCAGUCGAAACUGAACUGCGAAGUUCUCGAGGACAGGCUGGCGUUCGAGGUGCGAUGGGCCGUGGCCGGAGACAGCAUAGUCGCCCAACUCGUUGGAAAACUUGACGACGGACAGUACAUGUCGUUCGGUUUAUCGGCGAAUCCCGAGAGAAGCCUAAUGGUCGGCGGUGACGUGGUCGUCGCUUGGGUCGACAAGCAGACCCUUCAGGGCUACGCGAUAGAUUAUUUCUUGGACGCAAAAUCGCAGUGUACCGGUGGACGUGGCAGUUGUCCCGACACCCGUAUACAGGAGAACACGAAUUCCAUUCGAUUGUUGAACGCCGCCCUGGUGGACGGAUACAGCAUCGUCACGUAUCAAAGGCCGUUAAAGACGAACGACGAGCUCGAUCAUCAGAUUCUGACGAACAGCUCGCAGGCGGUGAUAUGGGCGAUCGGUCCCCUGAACGACCGACAAGAGGUCAGCUUCCACACGGACUACCUGAAGACCGAUCGGUUCAUCGAUUUCGGUAGACCACCGGUCUGGAAUUGUCCGGUUCCUGAUCAAGAACAGUCCUCCCAGCUGUUCGCCGGGAACGACGAGAACACCAGCGGCAGUCAGACACAAGGAGUGGUUGUAACGACGAGAAGACCACAACGCGUCCCAGCGACCCCCGCCCCGGCUCCAAAAACCGACGCCUGGGAUAUCCCACCGAUUCAGUGCGACGAGCCCGAAGACGGUGUAUUCUACGCCCAGAUGGGACCCACUGGAGGGAAACACGGUUACCCAGCUAUCACUGGUCACGUCGGUUGGGGUAUCUCUUGGUACAUAAACGGUCUACUGAUCCCGGAAGUGAACGUGGUCCGCGGUAGGAAGUACACGUUCGUGGUGGAGGGCGGCGAGAAUUCGGACACACCAGCGCGUUAUCAUCCGUUCUACAUCACCGACGAUCCGAUCGGCGGAUAUCAGCACAAGACGCCCGAAGAGAAGGCUAAAGUUAAGAUAUUCGCUGGUGCCCAACGACAUCGUGGUGUAUACCGUGCGACUGGUGUCGGACGUUUGUGCAACUGGGUCCCGGAUCAGAAUCAACCACCCGCGGACGAAUUCUCAUCGUUCGGUGCGUAUCAACGCACUCUGACCCUCGAGUGUGACGACGGUUCGCCUGGUUACGUCGAAUGGACACCCGACGAGAACACCCCCGACACGGUGUACUAUCAGUGUUACACCCAUCGUUAUCUGGGCUGGAAGAUCAACGUCCAUGACAGCUGCGACACCACGGGUGUGGCCGCAGCAAGCAGCGAGAACCAGGAGGUUUACGCUAUUGCCCCGGACGAGCAACGUCCGAGGGACGAGGAUCUCGAGGGCAGCUCCAGUAUUCGCGUCGCGAGCAAGGUAACGCCCACCGCGGAGUUUCUUCAGCAGCAUCUACCGCAUCAUCCCCCGCAUCGUGACAACGGGCUUCGUUAUUCUUACGAUCAUCCAACGGCUACUAACCACGGCAAGCUAAGCGCAUCAUACACGCAGCUACUAACGAACGCUAAUAAUAAUAAUAACAACAAUUAUGCGCGCUUGCAAUCAUCGUCACAAUACGAGGAACCAUACGGCUCGAUGUCCUCGUACACAACCCCUGACCAGUCGGCACAUCGUCACGAGGUACGCGUGAAGGAAACCCAUCAUCACGCGCACCUCGACGAGGAUCUCUUGCAGCAACAUCAGAAUCACCAUCAGAACUAUCAUCAUCAUCAUCAUCAUCAUCAUCAUCAACAACUCACGCCGAUCUAUCGCGAACAAUCGAUGACGCAAGGAGGCGGCAACAGGCUACCGUCAUCGUCCCCCGCAUCCUAUCCCCCUGGCCGGCAACAAAUCACAGAGAUCGAGCAUGAACUCCAUCAUCAGCAACAGUCGCCCACUAACCAGCAAAUGUCUAACCUCGUUGCAGAUAACCCACGACCAAUGAGCCACGGAACGAAAUAUACUUACACGGCCGCGAACGGGCCACAGAUCCUAUAUUCCAGACCGUUGCCGCCUCAUCAUCAUCAACACUCGACCAAUUACCAUCAUCUUUACCAUCAUCAAUCGUUGCCGUCGCCGUCCCAGCAUCAUUAUCAUCACCAUCAGCCGGAGCAACGGACGCAGUUGAUGAUCAUCAAGCGACCGAUGCUGACGCGUCGUCCGAUGUUGCAGACACCGAUGCACACGAUGCCGCAAACGAACAGCCUACCCUUAUCGUCCAGGCCUGUGUUCAUGGAACGGAAGAAGGCCGUUUACAGACCAGCAUCUUCUACUUACAGGCGUACCUCCGAGAAACUGUCACCCGGUAGUCCUCAAAUCGUCAAGCUGAAGAAGAUCGAGACCAAGCCACAGAUCAAGGUAGAAGCGAAAGUGUCGACGGUGGACGAAUCCACUAAUGUGCUUGUGAUACCCAUGAAACCGGCCAGAAAUACGGGUUUCAAUCCUGACUCGAUAGUUAUCGAGGGUGGUUUCAAGCCCAUCAUCAAAACUGUGGACAGAAUCGAGGACGUGGCUCAGAGAAGAAUCACAGAGCAAGCAGAGCAAAAGGAUGACACAUUGGUGCAAGAAGCUACGAACCACAGACCGAUCGACAAUUUCGAGCCGGUCUUCAUACCCUCACCUCCCGUUCCGACAGUGGAUACGAUGAAGAAACCAAAGAAGAAGACCACUGGAACGGUGAAAUCGCGACCAGGGGAAACAGAGGAUAUGGAAAUGGCGGCGGACAGAUCAAACGCGUAUUAUCUGCCUCCAGUUUCAAGCACGAUUCCCAACGAAUACCAAUCCUCAUCCUCAUCCGGUGUGUUGAUCACCUUUGAUGGGAAACGAUUGAAGGACACCGGUCUGGCGAGAUCGAUUUCUGGGAUCGACGAACGAUCAUCGGGUAGAUUGUCCACGGAUGUACUCAGUAGAACACCACAAUUCAGACGAUUCAAGGGUGAACUACCGCCCCCGAUUCCCGAGGAGAUUCGUUCGGACAAAAACCAAUCUGAGAAACGUCGUCCACCGAACACGAAGCUAACUCUGGUGACUAGAUCGAGAAGAUCUCCUCAUGAGGGUCACGUGUACGGUGUACAGUCCCAUAUGAAUAACACUGAGACGAACCAACAUCAUCAUGAUCAUCAGGAGCAUCAGAAUCACGCGACGACAUUGCUUGUAAACGCCGGUCACGCGAUCGUGGCUAAUUUCGGAUACAUCCUUCUGACCGUUGUCUUCUACUAUAUCAUUUGAGAGUGUGGCUCGUUUGAUUGGAACAGGACUUCCAGGAAUGGUGUAAAUUCGUUCGGUGUUCGACGGAUAAUACAAGAAAUCAUCGAUGAGUGUUCGAAGGCUUCUAGGUUCGUACACUCAUCGAUGAUUUACUAUAAUAUAGUUUUCGAAAGCUCGCGGUCAAGUUGAUGUUUCGCGGGAUCCUAUAGACAAAAUUCCAUGGGGUCCUUUCCCUUAGGAAAAUAUGGUCAUCAGCCUUUUUCCGUGGCGUUGGACAACGGGGGGGAUAUUUUCGGAAUAAGAAGGGGCCACACCCAGAGUCACGUUUAAACUCUGUUCCUUCGUGUUUAUUCGAUCAGGUCGGGAAACAGCUCCGUAUUAAAUGAAGAUUCACGCGCGCAAGCAUUCUCGGACGCGACCUCUGGCGAUAGGUUUGACGUGCGGAAUAAAAUGUUCGAAUGCCGCGGCGAUUCGUCGAUUAUUAUUGGUGUGUGUACGUGAAGCUUCGUAGAGAUUAAUGGACAAAUAUAAUCGACGCGAUAACA
Messenger RNA from Dufourea novaeangliae, 4653 nucleotides. It is a transcript of the gene Skeletor, whose product is annotated as protein Skeletor, isoforms B/C-like. The coding region runs from base 143 to 4129 and encodes 1328 amino acids. Lineage: Eukaryota; Metazoa; Arthropoda; Insecta; Hymenoptera; Halictidae. The record is from RefSeq and is a predicted model, not a curated record. The transcript is spliced from 14 exons.